This is a messenger RNA of Ctenopharyngodon idella (grass carp), 5779 nucleotides long. It is a transcript of the gene ankrd33ba, whose product is annotated as ankyrin repeat domain 33ba. Gene Ontology annotation, molecular function: protein binding. The transcript has 4 exons. The coding region runs from base 619 to 2154 and encodes 511 amino acids. The record is from RefSeq and is a predicted model, not a curated record. Lineage: Eukaryota; Metazoa; Chordata; Actinopteri; Cypriniformes; Xenocyprididae.
GGAGGGAGGAAGAAAAAAGGAGAGAGAGAGAGAGAGAGAUAGAGAGGAGGGCAUCUAAUCGGAUUAUGGAGGCAGAGUUUUGUAGCGCACGCGUCUAUUUCUCCUCUUAUCUUCUGCUGGAAUAUCCCGCGUUUCCACUCUCAAGGCUGCUUUCUGGGAACAUCACAAUAUCUGAAAAGUUUUUCCAGUGAAGAAAUGGCGAUAUUUUGAAGACUGUUUAACAUAACAUGGAACUGCAAUUAUUUAUUAUUAGGAAUUUUCGGUUUCAACAUGAGUUUAUGAUCGACGCCGGGUGUUGCUGAGGAACACUACAUUGACAUUUCGCGUUACAGAGACAUUAAGUUAUUGAGCUGAAAUGAGCUGAUAAAACUACGGUAAGGUAUCAUUAUAUGGACAAUAACUGCAUUUAUAAUCUAUAUGAGUGGGGCAAAAUGACGACGCAGAUAUUUAAAAGAAGAUUUGAACCUCAGUUUGGAGAUUAAACGUUUUUUUUUUUUUUUUUUUUAUAGCAUUUUUGCUCAUUUGGUAUCUAUGACUUUAACGUACCUAAAUGCAGCCGAAGGAGACCAGGAGGUGUUUGAUCCGCAUGACUUGAGGAUUUUAUCCUAUAGGGGUUAAAUGGUUCUGAUAACGGACAGCAGGGAUGGCGGAGGAUCAUCUCCAGGAAAAGUUAAACCACUUAAACAUGCUAAAAGCGCCCAGAACUGUCCCACUAUCGUGGAGGAAUCACCUGAUCGCUCGGGCGAUGACGAUUAUGAUGAAUAUCUCGGCACGUGCGAGGUGGAUGGGAACGAUGAGGAUAUCGAUGACUUGGAUGACUUCUCAGAACUGCCGGAUACCAGGAGUAUCGUCUCAGACGACUCCUUUUAUCCACCGGACGAUGACUUUGCUGACUCCGAGAGAACACCUUCCCCGGAGAGUCCAGCACCGCUGUCCUUUUUUCAAGCGUGUUGCAAAAACAACGCGCUCAUAGUGAAACUCAUGAUUAGACAAGGUGUUACGGAGGAGGACGUUCAGGAAACGGACAAAAACAAAAGAACUGGACUAAUAGUGGCAUGCUACCAAGGGUACGUGGAUGUUGUGAUUGCUCUUUCCCAGUGUCCUCACCUGGAUGUGAACUGGCAGGACAACGAGGGCAAUACAGCCCUCACCACAGCUGCCCAGGCGGGUCACAUCACAAUCACUAACUACCUACUCAACUACUUUCCCGGGCUUGACAUCGAGAAGAGGAACUGCCACGGUUUCACCGCUCUGAUGAAAGCUGCUAUGCAGGGUCGAGUGGAAUGUGUCAGAGCCCUGAUGCUGGCAGGGGCUGAUCUGAAUGCCAGGGACAAUGGGAGGAAGUUCACUGCGCGAGAGUGGGCCAUCUUCACAAGCCGCUACGAGACUGCCUUUGCCAUGACGCGGCUGAUGCAGCAGCCGUGUGCGGAUCAGUUCUGUGACACCUAUCGGCUUGAGUGGCCCCUUCUGCCCGCGCUGGUGGCCAAAGCCCAGACGCCCAAAGGCUGCAUUCAGAAGAUUUCAGAGACACUACGUGACUUCUUUGACAUCAGUAACGUCACAGAGGCUUCAGAGGACGGGGUUCUAGAUCACAUGGUGCGCAUGACAACAGCACUGGGGAGUCCGUUCAUCGCAACAGCAUGUCGAACGGUGUGUCCCGACAGCCCGCCCUGCGUGGGAAAACGGCGUUACUCCGUUCAGGAGAUACUAAAGAAACAACGCAUCGCGCAACUGAAAGGUCUGGGACCCGAGCGCCUUGAGAACUAUAAACGUCUUUUCCAGAACUCCCGCGUCCUGCUGGUGCCCAAACCGAAAGAUCGCCGUGCGAGUCUGCAGCCCCAGGCCCAAUCAGAUGUGUCUUCCUCCUCUGUGGCCAUCCGCAGGACCAGUCUGCUCCCCUUACACCUGAUGAGGAGGAGCAGCGUUAGACCAGGUAUGGUGGUGCCCAAGCUCAGGAUUACCAAGGCACCUACACCAACCUACGUGCCGGAGAAAGUGCGUCGGAAAAGCAGCUGUAAAGAGGAACAGUUCCUUCAGAUCCCCAAAUGGAGAUAUAAAGAACUUAAAGAGGAGCGAAAGAAAGCAGAGGAGGCGGAAAGGAAAAGACUGGAGGCCAUAACAAAGAGACAGCUCUCUACAGGCAGAAGGAAAUAAGUGUGUGCAAACAUACUACUCAACAUUUGAUACUUGAAAUGUAAUUUUGAUAUCGGAUAGAAACGUAUUUUACUAUUUAUUGUUUUUUUGUUUUGUUUAAAAGACAUUUUUGUAAUGUUAAAUGCUUCUAAACUCAUUUUUACCCUCUUUAAAAUGGGGGUAAAGUGAUUGAUUUAAAGUGAAUAGCUCCUUUAAUCUCUCUGCAGGUUUGUGAGCAACAGGAAACUAGCCAAUCAGAUCAGCUAAUAUGGGUACACUACUAAAACAAGAUGCUAUUGUAUGUUUACAUCCUUAAAAUAGGACUAUUUGACUUUUAGAGUUUUCCAAAUGCUAGCUAGCAUGGUCUCAGAUUUAACAGUAUUUAAUCAACAUGAAUGUAUUUAACGAACAUACAUUUUCAAUACCUCAUUUUUAAACAUUGUAGGUAUUUUGGCAGUAGCCAUACCUGUAUUUGCACACAUUUAAGAAACAAAUGCUACAGACAAUCACCAGCAAGUAAUGAAAGACAGAGUACUAUAGUAUCAUGGAUCAGCAUCUUCUUUGAUAUUUUCUAUAGAUGUAUUUUACUACUAACUAUUAUGUUCUGAAACUAUAACUGUUCAACAAAAAACAUGCAAUGUCUUUUACAAAAUUGCUACUAUAUGGGGAGAGUGAGGUAAGAUGUGCCGCCCCCAUAAACUCGCACACUAAAUGAAUGGCCUUUGCAUAUUUAGCAAGGACCAAACUUACACUGCUGCCUGUGAUGAAGAGAUACACUUAAAAAAGGCUAAGCAUUUUUUUGCAUGUCAUAGUAAAUAGUUCUAUAUGGCAGGUAAAAUGAAUGGCAAAGCAAAUUUAUUCAGGUUUAAAAGUAUAUAUCGUACAAACUACUGUUCAAAAAUUUGACAUCACUGAGAUUUCUUUUUGAAAGAAACAGUUUACACAAAAAUAUUGGACAACUGUUUUCAACAUUAAUAAUAAUAGGAAAUGUGACACUGAAGACUGGAGUAAUGGUGCUGAAAAUUCAUCUUUGCAUCACAGGAAUAAAUUACAUUUUAAAAUAUAUCAGAAAAUGGUUAUUUUAAAUUAUAAUUAUAUUUCACAAUAUUGCUGUUUUACUGUAUUUUUGAUCAAAUAAAUGCAGCCUUGGUGAGCAUAAGAUACUUUUCUUUAAAAAACUUUACCAAUCCUAAACUUUUUUAACUUUAGUGUAUCUUAGUAGUUUAAAAAUCACUUGAAUUAUUUAGCUAAGAUUAGCCAUGAAUUAUUAAAUGAAACAAUUUUCGGUUACACUUUAUUAUUUAUAUUGUCCGUGUUACAGUGUAAUUAUACAUUUAAGUACUGAGUAAUAAUAAUUAACUACAUGAACUUAUUAUAGGGUUAGAAUUAGGGUGUGGUUCAGGUUGAUUGCAUGUAAUUAAGCACAAUUUACAGUAAUUACUAUAGUAACUACAUGUAACGUGUAACAAAGACACUGUAAAAUAAAGUGUUACCCAUUUUUCCUAAAAAUAUAGCUUUGGGGUAAGCUGUGCCAGAGUUUCAACUAAUAGUGAUACCGUUACUAUAAUUUCAAAAACUGAAAAUAUUCAGAACAUUUAAUAUAAUCCCAGCUAUCCUGGUUUAUGAAAAUGUUUGCAAUGUGAUUGUACAUUACCAGAUAUUUCCCCCUUAUUUAUGUUAUUUAAUUUAAAAUGCAAAUUAUUUCACAAUUUGAUCUUGACAUGUCACAACUUACCCCUAACAUGGGCGAAAUUGUUUAAAAUUUUAAGGAAAAAGUGGCACAGCUUACCCCGCUCCCUCUUAUGGUUUCUAAAGAGCUAGUAACAGUAAAACCAAAUUCAAACAUAUUACAACAAAUCUCAGGUAUGAGCAGUUCUGUAUGCAGAAUAAUACAAUUUUUGAUUAAAGUAUGUGGAGUGAUAUCUGUUAGAAAUGUCUUCUCACUGUCUCAACAGCACCGCUGUGCCUCAGACUACACAAAAUACAUAGACACACUUCAGACAUUUUAUAUGGAAGUCAAGACCAGUACUGACCUAAUGUCAGGUCACCCUGUUAUCAUAAAACUAUACUGUGUUUACACUACUUUAGGUUGUACUGAAAUAACAAACCAAAAGUGAUGACCAGCAAUACUAUAAUAAGUUGUAACUUUGGAAUAAAAAACUGCUUUAUAAUACUAAAGUGUGACUCCAUUUGUUGAACUCUGAGCAGGAGUAAAGGUGAAGUACAGACCUUAUUAAGCUAUUGAGGUCACUGGUAUGAGCUGACAGACGCUGAGGGACUUAUCAGUCUGCAAGGUCAGCACUUGCUUUAGGACAACAUGAAGAACAAUGAAGCGCCCUCUGCUGGAGAACCGAAGCACUGACGUCUGAUCUGCAGCAGGGCUGAUAGCCUAUCAAAGACAAAUACACUGAGAGGACCUGAAUGUCAGAUAGACCCCAGGGUUUGGGUCACUCUUAACUGGCUUCAAAGCCACUGCUCAAUUUCCAGAUUGCACACUGUGGAAAAGUACAACCUUGACCUGAAACGUGACAUUUCGUAAGGGUUUAGCUGCCACUCAAGCUUUUGAGGUUCACCUUGAGGUUUGGCCAGCUGGUACCGCAGAAGUCUUGCUGUUUCAGGCCCAGAACAUGCCGUGGGAACAACCCGAAGCCUGCAGCAGCUGCUGGCUCUUAUCGACACCUGAGCGGAACACAAAGUGAACGGAUAGGGAUAGCAAGAGAGCUUGAGAAGACGAGAUUAUGAAAGAGAGGAAGAGAACGAGGCAAAUCCUGAGUGGCAUUGGGUUUGGCGGCUCAGAGCUGCAUAGGCUGGAGGAGUUGGGGAGGAGAACAGGAAGCUGACGGCUUUGCCACCCUCUACUAGUCCAUAGACCAUGAAAACUAGGCCAGGGGAUUACACAUGAACUUUUCCUGCGGAGUUUAUUGGUAUACUGCCCUCAUUAAUAUUAUUUAAUAGGACAAAACAGACAUGGCAAUUGUUUUAAUUUUUUAUUACAGUGCUUGCAAUGUGAGUAUUGAAAUCCCUCUACUUUUUACCCUCCACAAAUUCAAUUAAUUCAGCUCAAAUCGCUGUCAUAAACAAACAGCUAACAUGGCAUAAAUAACAUUGUUCAGUCUAUUCUUUCUUGUGGAAAUGCAAUUCUAGCAUAUAGUUUAAGCAAAGAGCAUAUGGAAAUCCUGGAAUUUCUAUAUGUAUGGAAUUUCUGCUAUAUAUAUAUAUAUAUAUAUAUAUAUAGACAAUGCAAAAUAGAAAAAUGUGUUUUUAUGAUAUAUAUGUGUGUGUGUGUGUCUGUGCGUAUAUAUAUAUAUAUAUAUAUAUAUAUAUAUAUAUAUAUAUAUGACAUAUACAUAUACAUACAUACACACACACACAUAUAUAUAUAUAUAUAUGACAUAUACAUAUACAUACAUACACACACACACACACACUAACUGGAAUCAAUGAAGUCACUAUAAUAUUUACAUAGUGUAUUGCAAUUGGUCUUUUCUCUCUUAUUUCACUAUCACUAUUCAUGUGCUAUCUUGCAAUCACUGACUAUUUUCUUAAGGAAAUGCAAUUCUAGCAUAUGAAUGUUUUUUUUUUUUUUAAGCAAAAAAUAUUAAAACACUUCAUUUUAUUCUCCAUACCUUUUAGCAAUUAAUUCAAA